Marchantia polymorpha subsp. ruderalis is the source of this 2994-nucleotide messenger RNA. The record is from the annotation of a GenBank genome assembly. NCBI's taxonomy places the organism in Eukaryota, Viridiplantae, Streptophyta, Marchantiopsida, Marchantiales, Marchantiaceae.
GAAGCUUCACACUCAGUUUAGCUGCUCAAGAUACCAAUCGGGCGCUUGUCCAACCCAAGAGACGCAACGCUUUAACAAAAAGUCGCUUUGUCCUCCUCCAAGUUCGCAUUCCAAAUGUAAUCGGGAUUCGACACCGCGAACGAUGAAUGGCAUGAGAAUCACGUAGAGAAUAUGGUUUUGAUUCCUCGGUAAGCCUGCACUAUCGAUGGCGGCGGCAGGAAAAGCAGCUCCAGCUGCUGGAAAGCCUGCCGCAGUCCCAGCUGCAGGGAAGGCGACGGGCAGCGCUCCGGCGGCAGCGAAGACUGGUGCGUCGCAGGGAUCCAAAUCUCCCACGGACUCGUCCAAAUCCGUGACCGCAAGCUCUGGAUCGGGAUCGGCAGGCUCCGCGGGGGCGAAGAAACCAUCUCUGAAGGCGGGAGACCCAGCUGCUGCUCUAGUCGUGCUGGGACCAGAUGGGCUUCCAGUAGAUCCAGCUUCACUGCCGCCUGUCGAAGAGGCUCCUCCUCCUCCUCCCCCGAAGCCAUAUCUCGGUACGCCGCCGCCUCGCUGGCUGCGGCCUCCAUGGGAGAAAGCUCCACGCGAUGUGGGGCCCUUGCCGCCCCGGUUCGUUCCUUACAGCCGAAGGCUGCUGGAGGUCACGAACUUGAGACUCCCGCCGCAGAUCGAAUUUCAGGACGCCAUGGGCGUGCGCACCAUGAUCAAGCUCAAGAAGACUUACCCCCGACUCAUAAGAUUGCACAUUGGACGCGUCGGAGUGACGUUCGAGAAGCAUGCCGGCCCUGUGCAGAUCUUUUUGGAAGUCCUCUGCCAGGAUCUUCCAGAGUUUCCAGAGCUGAUUAACAAGCCCCAGUUCUCGACGUGCAAUUUCUAUCCCAUGAGAUAGCCGGAUGCUCGAUGAUAUGUAACCAGCGAGUGCUCCCAAUCCGAAGACUGCGAGGGAGAAUGUAGAUGGCCGCUGACCUGCAGGUUCAUCGAUUGGGGCACUUUGAUGAGAUCGAUGCCACGAAAGCGCCAAAACAAAUCAGUUUCGAUACCAUCCCAGCUCGACGUCAGUGCCAGGGCGACCUUGACUAUACCCAGAGCUCUAUAAGUAGUAAUGUGGGUCAAAUUUGAUCGUAUGGAGCUCGGAGGUUAGAUCAGAAACCCAUUUUGAGGCAAUCGUAGAAUGUGAGAAAGGAAGUAUGGCAAUGUACUACAGUUGCCGUCUUUCCUUCCGAGAAAAUUGGUGAGCCCUGUGAUCGAUAUCAACAGCACUGCAAACAUUUCCACCGACAACCUGUUUGAGAAAAGCAUAAAGCGGUUCAAUGUUUGAGGAUCCUUCCAACACGGAUGCUUCCUGCCUUGAUGGGAUCGGAGCAUGGUACGCAAGGUCUGCAAGGAGAUUCACUUACUCAGAGUGAGCGUGGACCGCAGUUAUGUGCGUUAUCCACCUAAACAUAAUUUUAGAUUGUGACACCAAUCAGGUACAUAAAUGUGUACCAAAUUACACACUUUGCUUGCGAUGCAAUUAAAAGUAAGGACGUCAGUGAGAACACAACGACUUCUAGAUGUCCUUUUAUUCAAAUGAAGGAGAUCGCUCACAAAAAUCUGAACUUCUACAAAGAAAGAUCUGAUCUCUACCGAACGACUGCCGACAGCAUUUAUCGGUAUGCCAGCUAUGAGUUCGAUCCUGGCUUUCAGAAUCGUAGUCUAAGGGACAUAAUAUCUGCAGGAUGUAUCUGGGCAGACAAACUCAGAAUGAGCUACCUGGCCUCAAAGUUAUUGGACUUCUAUAUGACAUCAUGGUUAAGAUUCCAUUUGGUUCUCACAACGUACAGCUCACAGCUUCCAAAUCUCGUCUUCUGAGAAACGUCCAUGGCAGAAAUGUGAUUUGAGUCAUCGAGUCCGACAUCAUAGAUUCUCCUGAAGGCAUGUCAAUCUAGCUGCGAACGAAAAGGGGCUGGAGAUCAUCGUCUUGGGCCAUUCAUCUUGUAACAGUCGGCCGCAUGGUUCUUGUGAUUUUCAGAGAACGCAGAGCAGCAGUGUCUUUUCCUCUGAUUGAUGAACCAGUUAUUGAUCUGAUCAAUCUCAAGGCCCGAGCACUUGGCCAGAAUUUGUUUCUCCUCCUCCUGAAUUUUCACGUAGCUGUCAUUAUAUGCUUUGUGACUUCAGUAAAUAUGCAUUAGUAAAACGAGCAAGCAAACUUGGGGAAUUUAGUUUGGUUUUCUUCACGAUGUGAAGUAAUUUGCAGCCUUGGAAGGCUUCAAAUUAUACUGGCCACAUCACAGAUGAAAUGAUCGCAAUUCGGUAAUCAGACCCAGAAGAUAAGAAAUAAGCACUCAGCUGCAACCAGAUAGGCACGACUCUUGCCGAGCAGCUGGACAGCUCAAACAAUGUGGAAAAAGCCUGGACGUUGAAAGUGCAUCGGGGAACCAAAAGGAAAUAAUUACUUACCGACGGGUAAGGCUUCCCCUGAUGUUCGGUCCACCAAUUGAGCAAAAUACGUCGAGCCGGAUCGGGCAGCUUCAGGUUUCUGCGGCCUUCUUUCAGAUGCCUCGUUUUCAAGGUCCUGAGAAGACUUGGAUUAUAUGCAGCUAAGAUUGCUCCUCUCCAUUCUUGAUCUGUCAACAUGGGGAGGGCAGAUCGCUGGGGCCUGUCUUUUGCUUUUUCAUGGUCUUGAAUUAUCUUCUCCAUUUCUUCAGUGAAAAGCUCACUUUGCCCACCACUGACCGAAUCACUUUCGCUCUGCUUUGAAACAUCACCUGUGUUGAUGCAUCAGUUAGUGACUGUCAGUCUUCUAGAAGCUCGUCCUAGUGUCUGUUGUGCGCUUACCACAUGGAAAAGAAAGUAAGUUUCAGAGCUCAUCCAACGCAGGCAGCCAGCAAUCGUCUCAACCUAGUGACCUUAGUAAGACAUGAUCAAGACCUACUAGCUUUUCGAACCCAACAGCAGAAGAUGAUUUUACUCACUCAAAUUCCCGCAAGACGACCACAUAUACCAAGUAAUUGACAUUCA